Quercus robur (English oak) is the source of this 1191-nucleotide messenger RNA. Its product is annotated as putative leucine-rich repeat receptor-like protein kinase At2g19210. The record is from RefSeq and is a predicted model, not a curated record. Bases 1 to 1191 code for a protein of 396 amino acids. NCBI's taxonomy places the organism in Eukaryota, Viridiplantae, Streptophyta, Magnoliopsida, Fagales, Fagaceae. The transcript is spliced from 3 exons.
AUGGUUUUAAGAGCAUGGCUUGUCUUUGUUUUGCUGAUUAGUAUUCUUGACAAUUUGAAGCUAGCUAAAGGAGAUAGUACAGAACAUACAAGAAGAAGACUUGUUGAUCAAACUCCAGGUUUCAUAAGCAUCGAUUGUGGGGCAACCAGCGAUUAUUUGGAUGAAGGCACUGGUAUAUUUUACAAGUCAGAUUCAGGUUUUAUAGAUACUGGGACAAAUAACGUCAUAUCCCCCGAGUACUACUCUUCAAUGGUUUCUCCUAACUAUGUACGGCAAAUAAAAAAUCUGAGAAGCUUCCCGCAAGGAACAAAAAAUUGUUACACCUUGAAACCUGAACAAGGCAAAAACAGUAACUAUCUUAUCAGGGCUUUCUUUUUUUAUGGAAAUUAUGACAACAAGAAUCAACCUCCAAAGUUUGACGUAUACGUUGGGGUUAAUUUUUGGACCACGGUGGAUUUUAGCGAGUUAUAUCCGUUAUAUCCACCAUGGGAAACUUUUCCGGAUAUCAUUCAUGUUCCCUUGUCUGAUACCGUAUAUGUUUGUUUGAUAAACACGGGGUCUGGAAUACCGUUCAUUUCCACCUUGGAAUUACGUCCUUUGAGUAAGUCCAUUUAUCCAACUAAUUUUGGAGCACUAAGUUUUGGCUUGCGAUUAGACAUUGGCACCUCAAGUAUGUACUUGAUCAGGUACGAGGACGAUGUUUAUGAUCGCUUAUGGUUUUCUCAAAGUACGUUGUCAUCAAACUGGGUUGCAAUCAAUACCUCCUCAGUUAUUAACACUCAGGACAGCAAUGAUAGUUAUCAACCACCAGCACAAGUGUUGAGAACUGCCGUUCAACCACCUAGUGGUCACAAUGCCUUGACUUAUGUCCCCAGUUAUGGAACUAAUAAACCAUACAUUGGUGGUAAAUAUUAUGUUUGCUUUCACUUUGCUGAGAUUGCUAAGCCUACCCAAGGCAAGAAGAGAGAAUUCAUUAUUGAUGUGGAGGGCGGAAACUACACCUCAGAACCUAUAACUCUUGAAUACUUAAAGCCGCUGUCCAUAUGCCCCCAAAAUGGACAACCAUUCGAGGGGCAUUUUAGUUUUUCAAUUAAUGCAACAACGGAGUCUGGCCUUCCCCACAUCGUCAAUGCAAUUGAGAAAUAUAGUGUAAUUUCUCUUCCGUAUAAACCAUCGAUUAUUACCUCGUAA